Molecule: messenger RNA, 216 nt
Organism: Sphenostylis stenocarpa
Lineage: Eukaryota; Viridiplantae; Streptophyta; Magnoliopsida; Fabales; Fabaceae
Source: the annotation of a GenBank genome assembly
AUGAACUCCAUCAAAUAUGUGGCUGUAUCUGAAGUAUUUGAUCCGCAUCUCACGCCCAUGUCGUUAUCGAAACAGCACUUUGGGGUUAGCCACCAGAAAAAUCGCGGUGGAAAAGGAAUUAAAAAAAGCAGAUUGAACAGAAUGGUAGCAAUGUGUUCUUGUUACUUGAGAGCUUGCAAACGCGUGUUCAUACUACUUACAUUCCAAUCUCCGUGA